Molecule: messenger RNA, 1347 nt
Organism: Mycena citricolor
Lineage: Eukaryota; Fungi; Basidiomycota; Agaricomycetes; Agaricales; Mycenaceae
Source: the annotation of a GenBank genome assembly
AUGCCCUCUCGACACAUCUUGACGUUUCUCGCUCCAGCUUGGGGUCAUGCACUGCCUUACAUGCACCUCACAACUCGAAUGCUGGCUGCUGAUCCAGAUUUGGUUGUGACAAUUGUUCAGCACAACAUCGUCGUACCGAAAAUGCUCGAAGAAUUGAAAACCUGUUCUUACGAUACUAGUCGGUUACAAAUCGCGGGUGUAGGAGAGAAGGAGAUUCAAUUUACCCCGAUGAUUGUCGGAACAAUGAUCAGCCAACUUACAGCUGGAUGGCUGGAGAUCCUCGCAGAUGCAGUCGCUGAGAAAGGCAAUUGGCCCAAGCCGAAGACGUUGCAUAUGGACUUUUUUGGAGGGGGUUUAGUUGUCGAAGAAUCGAGGGCGAUGAUUGGACCGGAAGGAAAGAUUCUCGUUUGGUUCUCAUCUUCCGUCACAUCUGGCGUGGACCAUUUCAGCGAAUACAACUUCACGAAAAUCGCGCAAGAAAUAUGCGCUGACGAGAGCAGAAGAGCGGGAAGAACGGACGAUGAAAUUCGCGGCGAUGUCCUCUGCGCCAUGAAUGGCAGCGACAAACUAGACGGGCGUAUCAUCGAGAUCAUUGGCGGAUUGAAGAUAUACGAUCAUGAGCACCAAGCACAGGGCGCUGGACCACCGCGCGUACUCGCUCCCAUUUUGAUAUCUGCAAACAAGUUGGGUCGUUCAUUGUUCUUCCCAGUGGAGACGCCCAAUUUGGUCGAGGCCAUGAUAGACGUGCUGUUGCAGCUGGAGACAGUGAUUCCCUUCGUUUUCGUGCUGGCUGGAAAGAUGGCUUCAUUGCCUCAAGAGACGAUCGAUCGCAUCCACGCUAGUGGUAGAGGAGUCGCAUGCUCACAUUGGGUCGAUCAGAAAGCCGUCUUGAAAAGUGGCGCAGUUGGCUGGUUUCUGACUCAUGGGGGCUACAACUCGCUGACCGAAGCGCUCAGUCAAAAUAUUCCCCUCAUCUUCUGGCCGAUCGGAGCAGAGCAGGCUAUCAAUGCAGCUGUACUUUCGACAGGUCCCCGUCCGAUUGGAAUAGAACUUUUCCAGAUCCGAGCUGGUACUCAGCUGGGGCCAUCUCUCCGUCCGGAGGCGCCCACGAUCACAGGAACAGUCGAAGACGCCAAGAUAGAGUUCCAGAAAACGUUCAAUGAUCUCAAAGGAUCUAGAGGCCAUAUCCUGACGCAAAAUGCCAUUCAGGUUGGAAAACUGUGGCGUGAGGAGAGAAUGAACGGGGAUCUUGAACGGGAGAUCGCGAGACUGACAAGAUUUUAGAUAAUAGACUGGGGGUUAGAGGUCCGGGUUCAAACUACAGCAUUUAUUUUAGAGCACAUCGUG